AUGGCAUCUUCGACACCACAGCCAGGUACAGUUGAGGCGCCUGUCAACAUCGAGCAACUGACCUACAGCGACUGGGCGAAGCCUGAUUACAAGCUGCCGCUUCCAGCGCUCCAAUUCCUCUUCCAUCUCGAAUGUGAUAUGGAAUCCUUCAGGCACAUUGGAAACGGCCCCCACGGUGACAGGUCUACUGUGAUAUUCAAAGGCGGUCGGUUCGAGGGUCCACGCCUAAAGGGCAAGAUCCUUCCUGGUGGCGGAGACUGGGAGAUUGUACGGGACCACGACGGAGAUCAGCAAACAGCUCACUUGGACACAAGAUACAACCUGCAGACACAUGACGGAGCGACGAUUUAUCUGCGCACGACAGGAACGAGGACAGGAAAGAAGGAGGUAUUGGAGAAGCUCGGAGAAGGUAAGAUCGGUCCUGAUCAGUUCAGAAUGCGAUUGCACCUUACCUUCGAGACUGGCGAUGAGAGAUACACUUGGCUCAACUCGGCCGUCUUUAUCGCGAGCUCUGGGCGCGUUGGUGACAUGGUCAUCUACGACGCUUACCAAGUCCUUUGA
This is a messenger RNA of Aureobasidium subglaciale EXF-2481, 561 nucleotides long. RefSeq lists its product as uncharacterized. The transcript is spliced from 3 exons. The coding region runs from base 1 to 561 and encodes 186 amino acids. Lineage: Eukaryota; Fungi; Ascomycota; Dothideomycetes; Dothideales; Saccotheciaceae. The record is from RefSeq and is a predicted model, not a curated record.